AUGGCGACCAGAUCCGAUGCGCCCAAGAAAGUUCGACUGGCAUGCCGACGAUGCCGGACCCGACGCAUCAAGUGCGACGGUGAAGUUCCUGCAUGCUCAAACUGUGCCAAGAGCGGCUCUCCAUGCCUUGAUGUAGAUAGCCAGAACUCGGACGUGCUCAUCCCUCGCAACUUCGCCAACGCGGCACGAGCGAGGAUCUCAUGGCUGGAAGACAUCAUCAGGACGCGAUUACCUGACGUGGAUCUGGAGUCUGGACCUCAAGUCGAAACAAGUAGAGAUCAAGACAACGCGGCAGGCUCUGCUACGCCACAGCCAAUUUCACGGGGAGACGAAGCUGACCGCAAUGGCCACGCGCGCCAGCUGUCGCUCAAGAGGCCAUUGCCCCUUGAGACUGACGCGGAAGACGCAGAGGCUUUCUCGGAACAGGCGCACACAGUUUCGAUGAAUCUUGGAAUGUUGUCAUUGAACUCGGACUCUCUUCAAAAACACUACAUAGGUUCGAGCUCGGGCUUACUCUUCACGCACCUCAUCGGCGCGUCUCCUUCAAGCAAUGACUCGCCUUCGGCCGUGUCGGAAGGACAACCUACCAGAACCCAUUGGUCUCCUUCGGAAGCACAUUCCACUUCACUAAACGAGCACUAUAAAAGCCUGCACUUGUUCCUCAGACAGGAACUACCAAAAAAAGCCGACGCUGAAUUGUUACUUCAGACCUAUAUCCGCUGGGUCCAUCCCGACUUUCCUGUUUUGGACCCGCCGUCACUGUGUUCUGCCCUUGAAAUUCUCUAUGCCAGCACCCUGAGUGAUCUGGAGCAUGACCAACUACAAUCUGGUUGGCCAAGCACGAUCAAUAACCUCUACUGGAACGGGCGGCUAUAUUCUAUCGACAACGCCGAGGUACCCAUCAUACCCUUGCCCGUCAUUGCAUUUAUUUUUUUCAUGGUCUUUAGCAUUGGAGCUAUCGUCAAGGUUCGCUCGCGUGUAUACGAAUAUUCUCCCGAAAGAUUUCAUCAAGCGGCUCUGCAUUUCUCAAAAGAUUGCUUUAUGAGGACCACACCAGACACUAUUCAGGCACUGGUUACCAUUGUAAUUCAUGGUGUACUCACUCCAAGCGCCAUAAAUGCCUGGACACUAACACACCUUGGUGUGGCUCAUUGUAUAGAGCUUGGGCUGCACCGUGAGCAUCCGUCUACAGAAACGCAAGAUGUGGCGUACCAACAAGUCAUGCGUUUCAUAUUCUAUACCUUGUACUCCUUGGAUAGAUCUAUCUCCUCUAUCCAAGGACGGCCACUUGGCUUUCGUGACGAGACCUUUGAUAUAAAAAUACCAUCUGUAACGCUGACCCCAAUGCAUGGACUGAACUUGAUCCCGGACACUUUUGUCAAGGCUGUUACCUGUUAUGCAGCCGCUCAGUUUGAACUGGAUCAAAUUGUCUCCGAUAUCAAAUUGCAUCUUUAUCACCUGCCAAAUAAGCACAUUGGGUUUCCUUGGGCAAGGGAUCCUGUUGCACAACAACAAAAGCUUCACCAAAGACUGCUUGAGUGGUGGACCAGAAGCUCGCAUCUCCAUCUUGAUGCAAAUACCCUGGACAAGAGACAGCAAGAGAUAUGGUACUUGAAACUCAAGAUACGAUUCCAAACGACAAUGAUCCUUUUGUUUCAACCUUCACAGAUGAUUAGGAAGCCGUCCGACACAUCCCUGCAGAUCUGUUUUGACAAUGCUUGUCAGACUCUACAUGACUAUCAGACUUUGCACGAUCAUCACGGCCUCUAUCAUGGUUGGAGAACAGUGCAGAACAUAUUCGCCGCAGGAGCGACAAUGAUUUAUUCAUUUUGGACAUCCAUAGAUGUAAGACGUCGUGCAUCAGUUGUCGAAGUUUCGAGAACUCUGCGAAGUUGUUCAACCCUUCUCAGCAUAGGAGGCGAGUGGUGGCCCUCUGCGAAGAGAGGUUACAAUAGCUUUGGGGCCAUUUCCGACCUCACGAUUCAGAAGCUCUAUACCGAAGGUGUCUCGUCAAAACAGAUGCGUGUAUCCGCUCCCCAAAACGGCACCCACACAGUCUUCGAUAUCAAUCAUGAGCUCCAAGCUGCGGAUAGCCUCACAAGAUUGCAAAGCAGCAUGGCUCCUGGGUCGUUCGAACCAAACCUCGUUACCGAACAGGGUAUUGAAUCAUCACAACGGCAGCAGGAAGAAGAUUGGCCAAACAUGCUUUCGGAUCUGACCACUCGUUCUGCUCCAUCUUUUGAUUAUGCACCAGAGAUUGAAGAAUUUCUGGCCGGAUUCGACAGGUCAGAUCUUGCGUGGAACUUGCCGUUGAAUGAGAUUGGAGAUUCAUCAAAUCCGCCAGAUAUUUUCUUUCCGCAAAUUUGA
This is a messenger RNA of Pestalotiopsis fici W106-1, 2367 nucleotides long. RefSeq lists its product as uncharacterized. Gene Ontology annotation, biological process: positive regulation of transcription by RNA polymerase II; DNA-templated transcription. Gene Ontology annotation, molecular function: sequence-specific DNA binding; DNA-binding transcription factor activity, RNA polymerase II-specific; zinc ion binding. The record is from RefSeq and is a predicted model, not a curated record. Lineage: Eukaryota; Fungi; Ascomycota; Sordariomycetes; Amphisphaeriales; Sporocadaceae. The transcript has 5 exons. Bases 1 to 2367 code for a protein of 788 amino acids.